AUGACUUCCUUGAGUCUCGUGUAUGUUCACAUCUUCAGGUGGCGAGUGCUGGAACGAUAUUGUACAUUUUUCCUGGAAGCUCUUGCUUGGUUCAUCACUGACCUGGAAGCUUUUGCUUGGUUUGACCUCCUGGAAGCUUUUGCUUGGUUUGACCUCCUGGAAGCUCUUACUUGGUUCAUCGCUGACCUCCUCGACUUGACACUAGAGACGAGACCGUGUGAGGAAGAGCGUCGUCACUAUUCAGAGGAUGUGUACCUAGCGAGUGGUGAACCUGUGGGUGGUUUUAUUGGCUUCCUCGCUGGUGAUAUUGCGCCCGCCGCCGCCCGGCCCCAGUCACCCCCGCCGGCCUUCGCCACAGACAGCACCAGUGAGGAAGGCAGCGAACAACAGCCAGAUGUUCCUAGGACCAAUUUCCCGGAGACUUGGCUCUGGGACAUCAUCGUUGUCCCGUCGUCAGGCGUGAGCACCCAGCAGGUGACUGUACCGGACACCAUCACACAGUGGGUGGGCAAGGCCGUGUGUGCCCACCCACAGAAGGGCGUAGGACUCUCCCAGAGGAAGUCCAUCACCACCUUCACCCCCUUCUUCGUCGACCUCACCCUUCCCCCCUCUCUCAAGCGUGGAGAGAUCCUCCCCGUCAAGAUGUCUGUCUUCAACUACCUCGACCAACCCAUACCUGUGUCUGUGAGGGUGCAGGUGAGUGAGGAGUACCAGAUCUUGGAGGAGGCGACUGAUCAGAUUGUCCUCGGGAAGCGUAGCUCUUGUGUCCCGGCACAGGACAUGGUCGUUCACAUAGUGAGGAUCAAACCCCUGGUGAUCGGAGAAGUCAACAUUAGCGUAGCUGCCUUCAUCGACCAUGAGUACUCUCAGCCCUGCGGCUCCGGUGAUUCAUCCAUCAACAGAAGAGACUCACUGAUAAAACCCAUCACAGUGGAGGCCGAGGGGUUCCUGAGAGAGAAGACCUGGAGCAAGUACAUCUGCUCUAAAGACUUUGAGACUGGCGAGGACUCGCUGGAGGCGUGGGAGCUGGAGACCCCACAGGUCAUGGUGGAGGGGUCAGAGCGAGGCUGGGUAACGGCCGUCGGUGACCUCAUCGCUCUCACACUCGAGAAUUUGGGGAGCCUGAUCCGGAUGCCGUACGGGUGUGGGGAGCAGAACAUGAUCAACUUCGUGCCCAACAUCUUCAUCAUGCAGUACCUGAAGGCCUCCAACCAGACCACCCCGGAGACCACCAGGAGGCUCCUCACCUACAUGAAGACCGGGUACCAACGGGAGCUCCUCUACCGUAGAGGUGACGGCUCCUUCAGCGCCUUCGGCAACGCUGACGACUCCGGCUCCACCUGGUUGUCGGCCUUCGUCCUCAAGUCCUUCAGCCAGGCCCAACAGUUUACUGUGAUUGACAAGAAUGAUUUGAACCAAACAAGCACUUGGCUUCAGUUUAAUCAGAGAAAGGACGGUUGCUUCAACAACACUGGUAAAGCCUUCAGCAAGGCCAUGAAAGUGAGUAUUUUUCUCAUGCAUAACACCGAUUGAAUGAGAAUCAUUUGG
This is a messenger RNA of Procambarus clarkii (red swamp crayfish), 1548 nucleotides long. The record is from RefSeq and is a predicted model, not a curated record. Lineage: Eukaryota; Metazoa; Arthropoda; Malacostraca; Decapoda; Cambaridae.